GUUAGCUAAGAGCUGUAGCUGUGUUAAGUAUUCUCUGAGGCAGUAAUGACCCUUCAGAGCCACCGUACGGACGAAGAAACCCAUGAACUGACUUAAGCUUCUCUCCAUUUUCUCUAUUUCUCCUCUGACCCUUCUCCCUUUGCACCAGCAGCAUAUUAGGAUUAGCCUAGCAUGCUAGCUGCAGAGUUAGCAUAGCAUUUUUGCUACAGACAGACUGUUUAGACGGAAUUUUGAGACCACAGAGUCGCUGUGAUUGAGUAGAAACGUGUAAGGAGUCUUAAAGCUGCUGAAGAGAUCUUCAGAGAGCAGAAAGAUCAACAACAGAAACUCGUGGAUGCUGUUUUCAGCCCUCAGCUUCGAUUACAGAGAAAAGAUAUCUAGAAGCUGUUGAUGAGUACAAAAGAGCAUCAGGAGUGGAGCUCCAGUCUGAACCUGGAGGGCACUGAGCUCCCACUCAUUAAAGAGGAACGAGAGGAGCUGUGGAGCAGUCAAGAGGGAGAGCAGCUUCCAGGACUGGAGGAGGAUGAUACCACCACAUUCCCCUUCAAAAUUGUCACUGUUAAGUAUGAAGAUGAAGAAGAGAAACCUCUGUCCUCACAUCUUUUUGAGAGACAAACUGAAGAGAUGGAAACAGGAGCUGAUGGAGAGGACUGUGGAGGAGCAGAACCAGCUAGGAACUCAGAUCGACAGACACAGUUACAUCCAGACAUUGAGGACAAGCCUGAAGGCUCCUCUGGAGAUGAGACUGACGACAGUGAAGAUUGGAGGGAGACCAGAGAACAUGAAUCAGGUUCAAACUCAGUGGAACACAUGAAAAAUAAGACAACUGAUAUCAAAUUACAUAUCUGCUUUGAGUGUGGUAAAGCAUUCAAAAGAAGGCAUGAUCUGACCAUACACCUGAGAAUUCAUACAGGAGAAAAACCCUUCAGUUGCUCUGUGUGCAGCAAACAAUUCAGACACAAGGCAAGUCUGGCUAAUCACAUGACCAUUCACCAAGGAGAGAAACCCUUCAGUUGCUCUGAGUGUGGUAUUCGAUUUUUCCUGAAACAUAAUCUGAACUCUCACAUGACAAUUCAUAGAGGAGAGAAACCCUUCUGCUGUUCAGAGUGUGGUAGAGGAUUUAACCAAAAGUCCACACUGAAGAGACACAUGUUAAGGCACACAGAUGAAAAACCAUUCAAGUGUUCUAAGUGCCAUAAAAGCUAUCACCUAAAACGAAUGCUGGACCUACACAUGACAAGUCACACAGAGGACAAACCAUUUGGCUGCUCUGAGUGCAGCAAACAAUUCAAACAUAAAGGCAGUCUAACCAAUCACAUGUUAAUUCACAGAGGAGCGAAACCUUUCAACUGCUCUGAGUGUGAUAAAACAUUUCAUCGAAAAGCCAAUCUGACCAGACACAUGUUAGUUCACAGCGAGGACAAACCCUUCAGCUGCUCUGAGUGUGGUAAAAGAUUUACCUUGAAAGCAAACCUUGUCAAACACAUGUCACUUCAUGGAGAGGAAAAACCCUUCAGCUGCUCUGUGUGCUCUAAAAGAUUCAGCAGAAAAGAGCAUCUGAACCUGCAUGCUAUGGUUCACACUGGAGAGAAACCCUUCAGUUGCUCUGAGUGUGGCAAAAGAUUUAAUGCCAAAGGAAGUUUGGCCAAACACAUGUUGCUUCACACAGGAGAAAAACCCUUCAGCUGCUCUGAGUGUGGCAAAAGAUUUAAUGCCAAAGCAAGUUUGGCCAAACACAUGUUGCUUCACACAGGAGAAAAACUCUUCAGCUGCUCUGAGUGUGAUAAAACAUUUUACCGUAAAGCACAUCUGACCAGACACAUGUUGCUUCACACUGAGGAUAAACACCUCAGCUGCUCCAAAUGUGGUGAAAAGUUUAGUUUCAAGUCUACUCUAAAAAGUCACAUGGCAGCUCACAGAGAUGGAAAACUUAGAGCUGCAGUUUCUUGUCAAGAAUCAGAGCUUAAUUGACCUCAAAUAGAUGGCUGAGACAUGAGGAAGCUGCUUUGUAUGCACUAAAUCAUCAAACAAAAGGGCAGCAGAUUAUUUAAGUAUGCAGUCCUUUAUAAGAGACUUCCAGUUUCAUCUUUCUUGAUACCUUUUGUGAUAAGUACUCUUGAUUAUCUGAUAAUACAGUGGAGUGUUAAAAAUAAUAAACUGCCACAGUUUACU
Molecule: messenger RNA, 2172 nt
Organism: Cheilinus undulatus (humphead wrasse)
Lineage: Eukaryota; Metazoa; Chordata; Actinopteri; Labriformes; Labridae
Product: gastrula zinc finger protein XlCGF57.1-like
Exons: 2
Coding region: 391-1971 (526 amino acids)
Biological process (GO): regulation of transcription by RNA polymerase II
Molecular function (GO): DNA-binding transcription factor activity; RNA polymerase II cis-regulatory region sequence-specific DNA binding
Source: RefSeq, a predicted model, not a curated record